Messenger RNA from Exophiala bonariae, 1044 nucleotides. RefSeq lists its product as uncharacterized. Lineage: Eukaryota; Fungi; Ascomycota; Eurotiomycetes; Chaetothyriales; Herpotrichiellaceae. The transcript has 7 exons. The record is from RefSeq and is a predicted model, not a curated record. Gene Ontology annotation, molecular function: 2-oxoglutarate-dependent dioxygenase activity. The coding region runs from base 1 to 1044 and encodes 347 amino acids. Gene Ontology annotation, cellular component: cytoplasm.
AUGAGUACGCACACUGGAAUCACUGAGGCUGUCCUCACGUACCAACCACCCCACCCGCCUGUGAAAGAAUUCGAGCCUCCGAGGGAUCGAGCAUUCUUUGCUGACCCAGAGAAAAAAUCACUCUUGAGUGCAGCGACCAAAGUGAAGAACUUGACGCCAUAUAUUGGCACAGAGUUGGUUGGCGUUCAGUUGAGCCAGUUGACAGACGCCCAGAAGGAUGAGCUUGCAUUGUUGGUUGCUGAGAGAGGCGUGGUCUUCUUUAGAGGGCAAGACAUCACCCUUGAUGGGCAGCAUGAGCUCACUAAGCAUUAUGGGAUUCAAGAUCGUGAUCCAAAUCAACAAGACCCUCGACAUGUCACCAUUUUAGGAAACAACAAUGAUAUUCGUGCAUAUUCCAACUUCGGUGGAGAAUAUCAUUCAGAUCACUCUCAGGAAGCCAAUCCGCCAGCAUACACCAUGCUCCGGAUGGUGCGUACCCCUGAGUCAGGUGGAGACACCAUCUUCACCAGUCAAACUGGUUUAUAUGACAAAUUGAGCCCUACCUUCCAAAAGCUUUUCGAUGGGCUGCAUGGAGUGCACAGUUCCGAGCAUUCUUAUAUCAAUUCGUUGAACAGUGGUUACCAACCUUUCCGGGGUCCUGUGAGACGUGAGCAUCCAUUGGUUCGAACACAUCCCGUGACAAGGCUGAAGUCACUGUUUUAUAACCCAUCCUUUGUUAUCCACAUCUCUGAGCUUAAGGGCCAAGAAGGAGUUCACGCUCUGAAUUUUCUCCGUGAGCAUCUACAUGCAGCUGAUGACUUGACCGUUCGAUGGAAAUGGGAACCGGGUAGUGUUGCUUUCUGGGAUAAUCGCGUUGUCGCUCAUAGGGCGAUUCCUGGAGGAUAUGACCCAACAACGAGGGAAGGGAAGCGAACCGCCAUAUUCGGAGAAAAGCCGUUCUUUGAUCCAGACAGUGAGAGCCUCAGUCAGCGCAUUGCUCGCGUUGGAGGAGAUCCAGCCAAGAAUGAGAUCGUCAAUCUCUUCUUCAAAAGCCCACACGUGUGA